Molecule: messenger RNA, 294 nt
Organism: Aspergillus caelatus
Lineage: Eukaryota; Fungi; Ascomycota; Eurotiomycetes; Eurotiales; Aspergillaceae
Exons: 2
Coding region: 1-294 (97 amino acids)
Source: RefSeq, a predicted model, not a curated record
AUGCAAUUUAAGAGUCUUGUUCUCUCCGUCUUCGUCGCUACCGCGUCAGCUGGAUAUGUCCAAAUAUGUGGUAAUGGGGGGACUUGUACCGACACUGGCAGUGCCAACAAGAACACCUGUAUCGGCCCAGUAACCGGUAAUGGAUUUACCUUCACGGCUCAUGACAUGGACCCCCUAAACAGCAUGUCUAUCUUUGCGGAUGAGGGAUGCUGGAACUACAACGUUGCUUAUUGUGAUGAUUGUACCAGUGUUACUUACAAUGGAAAGGGUCCUGUCUGGGCUAUUUUCCAUUAG